Propithecus coquereli (Coquerel's sifaka) is the source of this 6213-nucleotide messenger RNA. RefSeq names its product ankyrin repeat domain 26 (gene ANKRD26). Gene Ontology annotation, biological process: proteolysis. The record is from RefSeq and is a predicted model, not a curated record. The coding region runs from base 1 to 6213 and encodes 2070 amino acids. Lineage: Eukaryota; Metazoa; Chordata; Mammalia; Primates; Indriidae. The transcript has 37 exons. Gene Ontology annotation, molecular function: ATP binding; ATP-dependent peptidase activity; metalloendopeptidase activity.
AUGUCGUUGACCAGGUGGCCCACCUUGGUGACAGGCAUCCAACUCCUUGUCAUUAGCCUUGCCUCGGUGAGCUCCAUGACCUUGGCCCUGGCCCCAAUGAUGGCUGUGGCCCCAGCCCCGAAUGCCACUGCUGAAGCCUCCACAGAAGCUGCCGUGGCCUCCCAUUCCAGGCCCUCUGUGCCCUCCUGCACAGGCAUCAUCUGCCAUUUGAUGUUUUCCACCAUGUGCUUAUUAAGGGAAGCCUGGAAGGAAUGCUGGUUUGUCCUGUGGAAUGGCAAGAAGGUCGGUGGCCUGGGUAUUCUGCAAUACCACCAGAAUGACCGUGACUCAAAGCCUUUGGGGAGUAUCGACCUGAAAUCCAGUGAGCAGGUGGAUAUAGAUGUGACCCAGAAGGAGCUGCAUGGGAGUUACAUGUUUGAUAUCAAGACCGGCGAGCGCGCCUUUUACCUGAUGGCUGAGACAUGGGAGGACUGGAACAAGUGGGCCCAGAGCAUCUCCCAGAUCUGUGGCUUCACGGAGGUUGAGAAGAGCACAGUCCGCUUCCAGAUAACAGGGCUUGAUUCUGCAGUAGAUCCUGUCCAGGUGAAAAAUGUCACCUUUGAACAUGUAAAAGGAGUGGAGGGAGGUAAACAAAAAUUACAGGAAGUUGUUGAAUUCUUGAAGAAUCCACAAAAGUUUAUUGUGCUUGCAGGUAAACUUCCAGAAGGGCCUGAAAGAAGAAGUGUGGAAAUUGAUAACAAAAACAAAAUCGUCACAGCAUAUCAUGAAUCUGGUCAUGCUAUUAUUGCAUAUUAUACAAAAGAUGCAAUGCCUAUCGAUAAAGCUACAAUUGUGCCACGAGGUUCAAUACUUGGAGAGAACGCUCUUUUCAAAGAACAUUCCCAGGCCUCCUACGUGACUGCAGUCACUGGAGACAUGGCUGUUUACUUCAGCUUCUGGGGUGCUGACCAGAUGGCUUUCCGUCAGGACUCAUUUGAACGAGCAAAACAUAUCUUGAAAACUCAUGCAAAAGAGCAUAAGAAUCUCACAGAAGCUUUAUUGACCUAUGAGACUUUGGAUGCCAAAGAGAUUCAAAUUGUUCUUGAGGGCAAGAAAUUGGAACAAUUCAGGACUGCUCUACAUUUGGCCUGUGCCAACGGCCAUUCAGAAGUGGUGACGCUCCUGGUGGACAGAAAAUGCCAGCUUAACAUGUGUGACAGCGAAAACAGGACAGCUCUGGUGAAGGCUGUACAAUGCCAGGAAGAGGAAUGUGCAACUAUUCUGCUAGAACAUGGUGCGGAUCCAAAUCUUACAGAUGUCCAUGGCAACACUGCUCUCCACUAUGCUGUCUAUAAUGAAAAUAUACCAAUAACGGCGAAACUGCUUUUACACAAUGCAAAUACUGAAGCAAAAAACAAGGGUUCUGACACCCCAGUCCUUGCACUGGCGCACUUUCGUUCACCGAUUUUGGCCGCUUGUGUGGGGCUCUGCGAGAUUGGAAACCGCGGAGUUUCCUUGCAGAAGGUUGUGGGCGCGCUGGGUUGGUUUACUAGUACUGGGACCCGGCGGCGGACAAAAGCUAACACCCGAGGGGAAAAUGAGGUGUCUUUGAAGCCAGUAGCCCCUGCCAUGAAGAAGAUUUUCAGUAAGAAGGGCGAGUCGCCCUUGGCCUCCUUCUCCAGCCGUCGGAGGACCGGCGCGGGUGUCGGCUGUGAGCAUGGCAACGGCGUCUACUCACAGCCGGGGUACCACGUCCGGGACAGAGACCUCGGGAAGAUCCACAAGGCCGCCAGCCUGGAGGAUGGAAGUUCUGAAGACUCUUUAAGCAGGCUUUCCGACAAACCGGGUAUUGAUGAUUCGUGGCCUACCUCAGAUGAUGAAGACUUGGAUUUUGACACCAAGAAUGUCCCAAAACCAAGUUUAACAAAGCUAAUGACUGCUUCUCAGCAAUCCAGGAAAAAUUUAGAAGCACAGUAUGGCACUGUGAGGAUGGAAAGUGCAAUCUUGACUGAGGACAGGAUUUCUGAGAGUCCAAAGGAAGAAGUGGUUGAAGGCCUUCCUUCCAGACCAGUCAAAGUCCAGGCCUUUGCUCAUCCUGCCUUUCCGUCACCUGGCCCUCGUCCUAAACCUUCCCUCACGGCUCUGGCAAACCGUGGUCUUACAGAGGAAGGAACAACAAAGCCAGCAACUGGAAAAAAAGAAAAUGGUGUCGGUAUUGAUAGUCCUCUAGCAGAGCAAACAGAUGACAAUUUGACUUUUGAUGGAGUGUGCAAAAACAAUAGAAGUGAUAUGAUGUCUGCAUUAGGAUUAGGACAAGAAGAAGAUAUAGAGUCACCUUGGGAUUCUGAGAGUAUUUCUGAGAAUCUUCCACAAAAGUAUGUUGAUCAUUUAUCUGGGGCUGCAGAUCAAAAAGAAGAAGAUACAGUAAAUGGACAAGUAGAAGAUGUGUUUUAUAUACCUUCUUGCAUGAGUGGAUCAAGAAACUUUAAGAUGGCUAAACUAGAGGAUACAAGAAAUGUAGACAUACCAGUAGCCCACAUGGAGUCUCCUAAGAAAUAUCCUCACUUGAAGCCUACCAUUGAAAUUGAAGAGUGUGUUCUGAACAAAGCAGUGGGAGUGAAGGACAAACACACAUACGGAUCAGCAGAACAUGACUUAGAAGAAGUGACAUCAGAGGAAGAGCAAGAAAGUCUUGAAGGAAGGGAAAAUAACGAGCCGCAAAAAAAGUCUCAAGAACCAGAAAUGGAUAAGGAUUGUGAUAGAGAGAAUGUAUCUGUAGAUUCAAGACUUCUUUCUGUGCAAAAGGAUGAGGAAAUGUGGAUCAAACAAGGCAAAUUAGAGUGGAAAAAUAAAUUGAAACUCAGCACAAAUGCGUUAAAGCCGAAGUGUGGUGAAAUUAGUGAAAAAUACAAAAUUCCCGCUUGUCCUGAGGAAGAGCCACUGCAUGGUAACGCUAAAGGAGAAGCAAACUUAAAGAAAAUGCCCUCUAAUUUGACAAAUCAUUUGCUCGAUUGUGAGGAAAAAGAUACUACUAUCUCUGUGGUAUUUCAGGCAUUUCUUGAACAAAAAGAACCUAGUCUGAAAAAUGGCUUUCCAUCUCCUUCAUACUCUGGGUCCCCGGAAUACUCUUGCCAGUCAUCUUCUAAGCUUUAUUUAAAUGACAAUAAAUUAGACAGUGAAAAUAAUAACAAAACAGACACUGAACAUGUUUUUAACACAAAUGAGGAGAAUUUUUGUAAUGAUACAAAAACUAAAAAAGUAAGGAACCCAGAAGUAGUUACAGUUGAAAUGAAAGAAGACCAAGAAUUUGAAAUACAAAUGACAGAAAGUAUGAACCAAAAUAGUGAUAAUCGCAGUGCUAAUAACUAUAAAAGCAUGGAACCUGAAUUACAGAAUGUGAGUUCUUCCCUGCCACAUAGCGACAGGACUUCAAAAGUGUAUCUAAAAGAAGAAUUACAGCAAGAUAUGCAAAGGUUUAAGAAUGAGAUAGGCAUGUUAAAAGUAGAAUUCCUGGCUUUGGAGAAAGAAAAAUUUCGACUUCAAAAAGAGGUUGAAGAAGAAAGGAAGAAGCACAAAAGUAAGGAAAUGGAAGUAUCAGAAAACCUAUACGAUGGUGCUGCUGCUGCUGCUGAUGGUGGAUUCAUUCAACAAAGAAAGAGUGGAAAAACUGACGAUCAGCAAUUUACUAGGAAGGAGAAGGAAAAGUGUGAUAGAUUUACCUUAAAACAAGAAGAAGAGAAGAAAAGAAAUGCUGAUAUGUUGUAUGAGAAAAAUAGGGAACAGUUAAGAAGAAAAGAAGAGCAAUAUAGGAAAGAAGUUGAAGCAAAACAACAACUUGAACUCACUCUCAGAACUCUAGAUAUGGAAUUGAGGACUGUAAGAAAUAAUUUGGAUCAGGUUUCUCAUAGUCAUGAAAACGAAGAAGACCUGUUGCAUAAAAAUCACAUGUUGCAGGAUGAAAUUGCCAUGCUAAGACUGGAAAUAGACACGAUAAAAAUUCAGAACCAGGAAAAGGAAAAGAAAUAUUUUGAGGAUAUUGAAAUUGUGAAAGAAAAGAAUGAUGACCUUCAAAAGACUAUAAAACUGAAUGAGGAAACAUUAACAAAAACAAUAUCCCAGUAUAGUGGACAACUUAGUGUUCUGACAGCUGAGAAUACAAUGCUGAAUUCUAAACUGGAAAAUGAAAAACAAACUAAGGAAAGACUGGAAACAGAAGUUGAAUCAUAUCGUUCUAGACUGGCUGCUGCUAUGCAUGAUUGUGAUCAAAGUCAGACAUCAAAAAGAGACCUAGAACUUGCUUUCCAGAGAGCAAGAGAGGAGUGGUUUCGAUUACAGGACAAAAUGAAUUUUGAUGUGUCUAACCUCAAAGAUAACAAUGAGAUUCUUUCUCAGCAACUUUCUAGAACUGAAAGCAAAUUCAAUAGCCUGGAAAUUGAGCUCCAUCACACAAGAGAUGCUCUCAGAGAAAAGACUUUGGUUUUAGAAGGUGUACAGAGAGACCUUAGCCAAACACAGAGUCAAAUGAAGGAAAUUGAACAAAUGUAUCAAAACGAACAAGGUAAAGUAAAUAAAUACAUUGGAAAGCAGGAAUCUGUAGAGGAGAGAUUAUCUCAACUACAGAGUGAAAAUAUGUUGCUUCGACAGCAACUGGAUGAUGCUCAGAACAAAGCUGAUAAUAAAGAAAAGACAGUAAUUAGUAUCCAGGACCAAUUUCAUGCUAUAGUAAAAAAACUUGAAGCUGAGAGUGAGAAGCAAAGUCUUCUGCUAGAAGAAAGAAAUAAAGAGUUAAUCAAUGAAUGUAAUCAUUUGAAAGAAAGACAGUAUCAAUAUGAAAAUGAGAAAGCAGAAAGAGAAGUAAGUAUCAAGAAAGAAAUAUUUUUCAGACUUCCUGAAAGAAAAUUUAGAUUGGAAGAAGCACGGGAUCAACACGCAGAGGCUGUAAGAUGUGCUGAGAGGACGCAGGAUCACAUGCAAAAGCUUGAAAAAGAAAAUUCCAAGUUAAAAGUUACAAUCAAAAAGCAAGCGGACAAAAUCGAGCGGCUUCAGAAAAACUUGUUAAGCGCAAGUUCUUGUGAGGAUGAAAAGGAAGAAUUAAAGAAACUUACUGAGUUAAAACAAUCUCUGGAGUAUAACUUGGAUCAAGAAGUGAAGAAAAAUGAUGAAUUAGAAAAAGAAUUAUCUGGAUUUAAGAACCUUUUAAAAAUGACAAGAAAGAAGUUAAAUGAAUAUGAAAAUGGAGACUUUAGUGUCUGUGGAGACUUAAAAACCAGUCGAUUUGAAACAGAUGUCCAGAUUAAUAAGCUAAAACACAAGAUUGAUGAUCUUACAGCAGAACUGGAAACUGCAUCUUCAAAAUGUCUACAUCUGGAUACAAAGAAUCAAACUCUUCGACAGGAGUUAUCAUCUAUGAAAACAAUACAGAAGAAAUGUGAAAAACUACAGAAGAAUAAAACGAAGUUGGAACAAGAAGUAGUAAACCUCAAAAGUCAUAUAGAAAUAAAUAUGGUAGAACUCGGUCAAGUAGAACAGUAUAAACGGGAGAUUGAAGAAAGAGCAAGACAGGAUAUAGUAGAAAAAUUAAAAGAAGUCAAUCUAUUUUUACAGACACAAGCAGCAUCUCAAGAAAACUUAGAGCAGUUAAGAGAGAAUCAUAUUGCUUCAAUAAGAAGUCAGAUGGAACUCAGAAUUAAAGAUUUAGAAUCUGAACUCUCCAAAAUGAAAACUUCUCAAGAAGACUUUAAUAAAAUGGAGUUGGAAAAAUACAAGCAACUCUAUCUAGAAGAACUAAAAUUUAGAAAAUCAUUGGCAACCAAACUAAACAAAACUAAUGAGAAGCUAGCAGAGGUCAGUACCAAACUGCUUGUGGAGAAACAGCAGACCAGAUCUUUAUUCACCACUCUUGCCACGAGGCCAGUCCUAGAGUCACCUUGUGUUGGAAAUCUUAAUAAUGGUUUAGUUCUCAACAGAAAACUUAUUCCAAGAGAAAACUUAGUGAUCCCUACCUCAAGCCCACGGACUUCAAAUAACAGCAUGGAGAACUACUUGACCAAGAUGCAGCAGGAGUUGGAAAAAAACAUAACUAGAGAACUAGAAGAAGCUGCUGCUGAAUUGGAAACUGAAUCCUAUAUAGCUUCCCCUGUAGGAUCUACUGAUGAAUCAAAUCUAAAUCAAGAUCUAGUUUGGAAAGCAUCACGAGAAUAUGUACAGAUUUUAAAGAAAAAUUAUAUGAUCUGA